AUGCCUGCACUUGGCUUAGGAACAGGUGGUUAUGGAUCGGGUGGACCACCACAGGGCCAGCAAAUGGUUGGCAUAAUUGAUGAGGCGAUCGAUAUCGGGUACAGACAUAUCGAUACGGCCAGUGGUUAUCGCAACGAGGAAGCCGUCGGACAGGCUAUCAAUAAAUCUAUAGCUAAUGGUUGUGUCAAAAGAGAGGAUUUAUUUGUAACGACAAAAGUCUUCUAUGAGGUGCCGCAUGUCCACGACAUACCGGGCCACACGCUAAGCUCAGUGCGACUAUCAUUAAAUAAGUUAGCCUUAGAUUACGUCGACUUAAUGCUGUUUCAUCACCCGUCCAAUGACCCGGCUGUCAACGCUCAGGUCUGGCUCGGACUGGAGAGAGCCCUCAGUGAAGGUCUGGUCAAAGGGAUAGGAGUUUCCAAUUUCAACGCUAAUCAAUUGGAAAGGCUGUUAAGCGCAGCACAAGUAGUGCCGGCUGUGAAUCAAAUUGAAAGUCACCCGAAAUGCAGUCAACGCGAUCUGAUUGAAGUGUGUCGGAGGUAUGGCAUACAAGUGACCGCAUACUCACCCCUCGGCGCCGGAAGUCUCGUACGAAACGAGUCGAUCGCCACUAUUGGGCGCACGUAUGGUAAGAGUGCGGCACAGGUUAUGAUCAGAUGGCAGAUACAGAGGGGUUUGGCUGUC
Oppiella nova is the source of this 684-nucleotide messenger RNA. Lineage: Eukaryota; Metazoa; Arthropoda; Arachnida; Sarcoptiformes; Oppiidae. The record is from the annotation of a GenBank genome assembly.